Molecule: messenger RNA, 932 nt
Organism: Telopea speciosissima
Lineage: Eukaryota; Viridiplantae; Streptophyta; Magnoliopsida; Proteales; Proteaceae
Product: LEAF RUST 10 DISEASE-RESISTANCE LOCUS RECEPTOR-LIKE PROTEIN KINASE-like 1.2
Exons: 1
Coding region: 33-932 (299 amino acids)
Molecular function (GO): polysaccharide binding
Source: RefSeq, a predicted model, not a curated record
CCUCUGGAUUCCUUCGAUCUCUUCUUCCCCAAAUGAUUUACUCGUUGAGGGACCCCUUCCCUGUACUGAUCUACACCACCCUUCUCAUCCUUCUCAUAAACUCCGAAAUCCAAGAAGCCAAAUCACUGGACCCGCAAUUCGAAGCUUGCAGUCCUUGGAACUGUGGUAAUGGACCGAAUAUAAGCUACCCGUUCUGGCCUCCACUCUUCACAAAACCCUACUGCGGCCGCUACGGCUACGAGGUAAACUGCGUUGGCCACAAACCAGGCCUCAUGAUUAACGACUCCCAGCACGAAUACCACAUCAGAGACAUCUUCUACGCUAAGAACUCACUUCGAGUGGUCAACGCCAAUGCAUUAAAGGAAGAUUGCCAUGUUCCCCUGCAUAAUCUUACCCUCGAUGGCACCCCUUACAGCCUCGACCACCACUCCGUCAAUCUCAUCUUCUUCUAUAAUUGCACAAGAUCGAUUUCUUCCCUGUAUUCUUUUCCGGUAACUUGUUCGACUAAGGAAACUGGGUAUCACUCGUUCGCCGUAUUCGAGCACCAUUUGAAUUUGCUGUACAAUAAAUAUUUUUUCAACCAGACAUGCAACUCUACAGUGAGUGCGCCCGUAGACAUGAAUGGUACGAGUUUUGUGGAUUCUUUACAAGGGAAGAAUUACUCGCAGUUGUUAAGGAGAGGCUUUCUGUUGAAUUGGAAUGAAAGUGAUAAUUGCACUGAAUGCAGAGCAAGCGGUGGCCACUGCGGAUUCCAGAACAAAGAGUUCUGGUGCUUUUGCCCCAAUGGACGCAGACGCCAAAACUGCCCUGCUGUUGCAGGUGAGUCCAUCAUUUCAGGAGUCUCAUCUGCGAUUUUCAAUUACUCUUUCCAUCAACUUUCUUUUUCUCAAUUUUCUUUCAAGGUUUUCUUUCUUUUGAUGAUCAAUGGAUAG